Pyricularia oryzae 70-15 is the source of this 474-nucleotide messenger RNA. RefSeq lists its product as uncharacterized. The record is from RefSeq and is a predicted model, not a curated record. The transcript has a single exon. The coding region runs from base 1 to 474 and encodes 157 amino acids. NCBI's taxonomy places the organism in Eukaryota, Fungi, Ascomycota, Sordariomycetes, Magnaporthales, Pyriculariaceae.
AUGCCCGGAGCGUCACAUCCCAGCCAUCGUGAGCAAAACUUGUUCGUGGAAGCCAGCGCCUUGGCGUCGGCCGCGGGGAUCGAUCAACGUCCAAGCCUUGAUUUUCUGUCGACGGGAUACUCCAGGCCUAGCGCAUUCACGCUCGGCCAUGUAGAAUGGGGACGCAGUGUCUUGGGUGCGGGAAUAAGCAGCUGGGGCAGGUCUAGGCGGUUUGCUCCCCGGCUCUGGGAUAAAGGGAUUGGCAACGCGGAUUCUUCCAUGUCGCCCACAAGCCGACAAACUAUCGAGCUUCAAGGACCGAGUCGGGUUUGCAGGUGUCGUGCCUCCUCUGCCGCCUCUUCCAGGAUUACGCGCGCCGGAGCCUUUGCUGUCCGCCAGGAGAUGGGAUCAAGUUUACGGCGUGCGAUCGACUCUAAAGGCUGCAGACACACCGAGGGGGGGCGAGAAAAUGUCAUCUUGAUUUCGGUUUCCUAG